AUGUCGAUGAAUUGGGACACUAUAUCGAAUCCUCAGCCCCCACCACAAGACGAAUCUGUCCCCAAACAAGUGCCACUAUCCAAUAGCGAUUUCCGCAAGCUUCUUCUUACCGCAGAAUCCCAAAAAACUCACCGCGACGUUAGUAAUGCCACUGCCCCUCGCUCCCGGUCUGAUCGACCAAAAUCCCAUUCUUCAAAGUCCCGUCCCCCAAAAUCACGCCCACAUCAUCGUAAACAUCGUCGUGAAGAUGGUGGAGGAGACGAGAGUAGGAAAAGUGAUAAAGCUCCCAAAUAUCGCGAUAGAGCUCGUGAGCGUCGUGAAGGCAAGAUAUCUAGUAAUAUGGAAAGUCUGGAAUCUACGAUCCACGAAGAGACUGUUGAGGGAGGAGAAGAUGGAGAGGGGGAUCCAAAUCGUUUGAUUCACACAGCUGAUUAUCGAGCAGUUGCCCCGACAACCGGUGCUGACCAUGCGGCUGAACGAAUGAGAGCUAUCGAGGAGUCAAAAUAUCUUGGCGGAGAUAUGGAAAAUACUCAUUUAGUGAAGGGUCUUGAUUACGCCCUCUUGAAAAAAAUGCGUCGACAAAUUAGAAGUAUGGAACUCCAGGCUGAUCAAGAAUUAGACAAGGAACUUGAAAAGCCUUUGGGCGAAGAUGUAAUUAAGCGUGAAGGAACUCUAGAAACUGGUCUCAAUUUUAAAACUCUUAUGGCUGAGAAGAUAAUAGAGACCUUGUUCAAGAGCAAUCAAGGUCCUGUGGAGAGAAAUGAAUACUUCCAGCCAGGUAGAAUGGCGUAUCGGGUCGAAUUGGAGGACGAAAUGGCGGAAUUCGAAGUUCCAGCGACGGUUAUUCGGAGCAAGGCUGAUUGUCCUCUUUUAGAUGAGGCUACUUCAAAUAACUCCAAUUUAACCACGGAUGAUAUUAUCAUCAAUAAGUUGGCUCAGAUCUUUGCUUACACAAGAGCCGGUAGACGACAGGCCAAGAAGGCCAAAAUGGCUAAGCAAAAAACAGAUGGCCCUGAGUAUGAGGCACAUGCUAGCCGACAAGACGAACCGAAACCAAAACCGAAACCCAUAUUUGACGAUGCACCCUCUGAGUACGUUCCAACAAAGGGCCGCUCAUCCCACCGUGACCGUGAGCCUGAGUCCUCUUCUCAUCGGCAUAGAGAAAGAAAUAGAGACGAACCUUCAUCGUCGUCCUCUAAGCGAUAUCAAUCAAGCAGCAGUAAUAGUGCACGCUACUUUGAAAAGCCCGUCAUCGAGCCUGAAGACAAGACUGCUGCAAGUAAAAGCGCUAUCUCCGCAACCAAGGAUUUUGUUCAACAACUCGCCAGCAAGUUUAAUACUUCGGCUGCCGCUAAGGCCACCGACGAACAGGCUAAUUUGGAGCGCUUAAUUAAGAAAACUGAGAUUUCUGGCUACGAUGAGUGCUAUCCCGGAUUUGCAGAGUCCUACGAUGCUAUGGGAGAUUCAGAUGAGGAAACUGAUUUCAGCAAAAUGGACAUGGGAAAUAAGAAGGGGCCCAUGGGUAGAUGGGACUUUGAAACUCAGGAGGAAUACGGUGAUUACAUGUCGAAUCGUGAGGCUUUACCGAAAGCCGCUUAUCAAUACGGUGUAAAGAAGCCGGAGGGUCGUAAGACACGCCGUAUUGGUGGAAGUGGUGGCGGUGCGGGAUCUAAUCAGAAGGAAGAACGGGCAAAAGUGGAUCGGCAAUUACAACAAAUUACUUCGUUAAUUAAUAAGCGUAAACAGAUGGCUCAAGUAGCUGUGGAUUCUGAGUCUAAAAGAAUGAAAUAUUAA
Rodentolepis nana is the source of this 1794-nucleotide messenger RNA. The record is from the annotation of a GenBank genome assembly. Lineage: Eukaryota; Metazoa; Platyhelminthes; Cestoda; Cyclophyllidea; Hymenolepididae.